CUUGUUAGUUAGUCGUUGUUCUCCAUCGCCCUUUCUCCAGUAGAUCGCCACACGACGUGCGCAAUUCGCGACUCCCAGUCGCUCACUUCGCUCAUCCGACUUCGCUCGCGCUUCAUUCAUUCAUUCCCGCGGGCACUAGCUGGUCUUUAGUCGGUCCAACGAUCACCCUCGAAUAUACUCAACGGCUUCCCCGUAUUCAUGUCGAUCAAUUAAAUUAAAGCAAUGCCGGCGAAAUCGCGAUUCACAAGGCUAGAUGCCUUUGCUAAAACGGUCGAGGAUGCGCGCGUCCGUACCACGUCCGGUGGUAUCAUCACCAUAGCCUCGUUGCUGGUCAUCUUUUGGCUUGUGUGGGGUGAAUGGCUGGACUACAGGCGUGUAGUGGUUCUACCAGAGCUGGUGGUCGAUAAAUCAAGAGGCGAGAAGAUGGAGAUCCACCUCAACAUGACCUUCCCUCGGCUUCCCUGCGAGCUCUUGACCCUGGAUGUUAUGGAUGUCUCCGGUGAGCAGCAGACCGGUGUCGUCCACGGUAUCAACAAGGUGCGCCUUACUUCUGCUGCAGAAGGAGGCAAGGUUAUCGACGUCAAGGCCUUGGAGCUUCACUCUCAGGAUGAGAGCGCCAAGCAUCUCGACCCUGAAUACUGCGGUGAGUGUUACGGUGCGCCUGCUCCCGCCGGUGCCAGCAAGCCAGGCUGCUGCAACACUUGCGAUGAAGUCCGGGAGGCCUACGCACAGCAGCAAUGGGCAUUUGGCAGGGGUGAAAACGUUGAGCAGUGCGACCGUGAGGGCUAUGCGCAGCGCAUUGAUGCACAGCGCCGGGAGGGCUGCCGUCUUGAGGGAGUCCUCCGUGUGAACAAGGUUGUCGGUAACUUCCAUAUCGCACCCGGCCGUAGUUUCACCAGCGGAAACAUGCAUGUGCACGACCUUGCAACUUUCUUUGAAACCGACCUGGCAGACUUUGAGAAGCACACCAUGACUCACGAAAUUCACCAGCUGCGGUUUGGACCUCAGCUUCCCGACGAGCUGUCCGAUCGCUGGCAAUGGACGGAUCACCACCACACCAAUCCUCUGGACAACACCAAGCAGGAGACCAAUGAGCCCGGCUACAACUUCAUGUACUUUGUCAAGGUGGUGUCGACCUCAUACCUUCCCUUGGGCUGGGAUCCACUAUUCUCUUCCUCCAUUCACACUGCCUAUGACCAGGCCCCUCUUGGCUCCCAUGGCAUCGCCUACGGAGCGGAGGGCAGCAUUGAGACGCACCAGUAUUCUGUGACCUCCCAUAAGCGCUCCCUGAUGGGCGGAGACGCCUCUGAUGAGGGCCACAAGGAGCGUCUGCACGCCGCCAACGGCAUCCCGGGCGUGUUCUUUAACUACGACAUCUCUCCCAUGAAGGUCAUCAAUCGGGAAGCUCAACCCAAGACCUUCACCGGCUUCUUGACAGGAGUGUGCGCCAUCAUCGGAGGUACCCUUACUGUCGCCGCAGCCGUUGACCGUGGUCUCUACGAGGGCGUCAGCAGAAUCAAGAAGCUCCACUCAAACUAAACCCCUCCACUACCCAGAUCAUAGAGAACCAAAGAGGGGACCUCAGGAUCAGACAAAACUCUCAGAAACCAAAAAAUAGCACAAAGAAUGAAAGAAAAAACAAAGACAAAGGAAUAACCAGCAAAGGCAAACAGAAGAGCCUGUGUCGUAUGGAGUACAGGGGACGAAAGAAGGAACUCCGGAAGUUCAGGCGUUUUUUUCUUGGGACUCAUUGAUACACCUUUAUAUUUGUAUGGUUUUGCUUAUAACAUAUGUUAGGUAGGUAUGUGCAGAUCUAUCGCAUUGGGACUUUUGGAUCUUGAUUUUAGAUAAUGCCACUAGCUACUUGGCUAUCA
Messenger RNA from Aspergillus sclerotioniger CBS 115572, 1874 nucleotides. RefSeq names its product retrograde cargo receptor ERV46. Gene Ontology annotation, biological process: endoplasmic reticulum to Golgi vesicle-mediated transport; retrograde vesicle-mediated transport, Golgi to endoplasmic reticulum. The transcript is spliced from 4 exons. The coding region runs from base 223 to 1539 and encodes 438 amino acids. Lineage: Eukaryota; Fungi; Ascomycota; Eurotiomycetes; Eurotiales; Aspergillaceae. Gene Ontology annotation, cellular component: endoplasmic reticulum membrane; endoplasmic reticulum; COPII-coated ER to Golgi transport vesicle. The record is from RefSeq and is a predicted model, not a curated record.